Messenger RNA from Vigna angularis (adzuki bean), 1439 nucleotides. RefSeq lists its product as uncharacterized. Gene Ontology annotation, cellular component: chloroplast envelope; chloroplast thylakoid membrane. NCBI's taxonomy places the organism in Eukaryota, Viridiplantae, Streptophyta, Magnoliopsida, Fabales, Fabaceae. The record is from RefSeq and is a predicted model, not a curated record.
AUGCGGAAAAUAGAAUUAAACCUAAAGAGAGCAGCCUAAGUGGGGCAGCUCCAACAGAGGGGAAACAACCUAGUAGCCGAAGGCAAAACAGAAAACGAGGAUUGAGUUUUGCUACAAUGGCUUUUACUUCUUGUUCCAUUGCUUCUCGGUUUCUCCCUCCCAGAAAAAACUCCGCAAUCCCUUUUCACUUAACAACAUGCACAGCUUGGGCAUUUCCCACUGUUCUCACUCCACGACACCCACCGUUUUCGCUUUCUUCAACCUCCGCAACGUGCUCAGCAACUCCAAAUUCAAACAACAACGCUACUUCCAAUUCCAUCAAGAACCAAGAGAAAGAGAAGGAAGUGGAAGUGGAAGUGGAGGAGGAGCUUCCCUGGAUUCAGGAGAAGGCUUUGGACCUCGUCGAGUUCACCGGCUCCGUUACCCAAGCCAUUCCCGGACCCAGAGUGGGUCCCACCUCCCUCCCUUGGAUUCUCGCUGUUCCUCUCGCUUACGCUACUCUCACUUUCGUCAUUGCUUUCGUUAAGACCGUCAAAAAGUUCUCUUCUCCCAAAGCAAAACGCCGCAGACUGGUCAGUAAAAACGCCACCUUGUGCAAGUCGUUGGAUGAUUUAUUUCAAAACGGAAGACACCAAAUUACGCACGAAGCUCUCGUCCAAAUUCAGAACAAGACAGGUUUUGGUUUGGAAGAAAUUUUGCGCAAGUAUAUCCGCUAUUCUCUAAAUGAGAAAGCAUUCAAUCCUGACAUGGUAGCUGAUUUAAUUCAGCUUAGAAGAGCUUCUAUGCUAAGUGAUUCUCACGUUGCUGAGAUUCUGAAUGAAAUUUCACGACGAAUUGUGCGAGACAAAGGCCCUAUUGUGAUGGAUAAGUCAGGUUAUACUGAAAAGGGUUUCAAGAGAAAAAUAGCUGUCCAGGCCCUUUUUGGAAAGGUCUUCUAUCUGUCCGAGCUGCCAGAGUUUUGUUCAAGAGAUAGCUCCUUGGUUGUAAAGGAAAUCUUCGGUGUUACAGAUGAAGAUGCUGACAAACUCAGAUCCACACGGUCUCUGAAGCUGGGAGUCUUGAUGCACUUGAGAAGAUGGUUGAUGGUUCAGAUUCAGAUGAUGCUAGUGACGACGUCGAGGCCUCUUAGUGCAAUCAUAUUGCAGUGUUUACCAUUCGAAAUGGCUAAAGAAUACUUGAUGCUGAAAAUUAAUGGUACAACAUCAUCGGCCUCCAUCCAAAAGAUAAAAUCUAAGGAAAUGCAGUGAUUGUCAUUCCUUUGGACUCUACUUUUUGUACUUUUCAGUGCAACUGCUUACAUACUUCCAAGAUAUAUCAUUUGCAUGAUAUUUUUGUCAUAACUUAUAACUCUUAUAGGCCAGUCUUAGCGGCAUUGAUGUUUUAGACUGGCUCUCAAGAAAUUGGCUAACAAAAUUCUUAUAGAGAUAUAUUCGGGUAUA